This is a messenger RNA of Acaromyces ingoldii, 3987 nucleotides long. Its product is annotated as TEA-domain-containing protein. Gene Ontology annotation, molecular function: DNA-binding transcription factor activity, RNA polymerase II-specific; RNA polymerase II cis-regulatory region sequence-specific DNA binding. NCBI's taxonomy places the organism in Eukaryota, Fungi, Basidiomycota, Exobasidiomycetes, Exobasidiales, Cryptobasidiaceae. The transcript has a single exon. Gene Ontology annotation, cellular component: transcription regulator complex. Gene Ontology annotation, biological process: regulation of transcription by RNA polymerase II. The coding region runs from base 1 to 3987 and encodes 1328 amino acids. The record is from RefSeq and is a predicted model, not a curated record.
AUGGAACGUACAACAUCGCCGAAAGCGACAAAGCGAGGCCUAUUCCCAUCGCCCACCUACUCGGACUCGACGCUGUCCUCGAGCGCCAACUCGAGCUUGUGCACGCCUGAGAACCAGGCCGUAAGCCUGCCGAGCGACGCGAUGCGAAAAGAAGACGUUCAAGCCGCCAACGCGCGCUUCCUUUCGGCCACCGUCGACGCAAACGGCCGUAGCGAGCACGGAGACGACAACGAGGACGGCGGCCGUGAUGAGCCGUGCAGUGACGGCGAAGAUGUUGGACCCACAAAGCAUUCGAGCCUGUUGGGCGCACUCAGCUUUCAAUCUCCCUCUGAGGUGCCGGCCGGACCGGCCUCUCUCUUGGGAAAGCGCUCGACGCACAAGCGCAGUAGUUCUUCCAUCUCUUCGAGGCGCCACAGCAUCCAGCCCAUCAUGCCGACCGAAGAUGAAGCCCACGCUAGAAAACCCGUCAAGGUGGAAGACUCCACGUCGUCGGACGACGCGCUCACACUUCGGUCUUCGCCUCCAGCAGAGGAUGACUUCGACCUGAGCGCUUUUGCAAACAUGUCGAACGCCGAACUGCUCCUCUCUCCACCACGGUUGACGGUCAGUCUGGCAAAGGGCCACAAUGGUAGCCCCGUCAACAAGCAGAUGUUGGCCAAGCAGCUCCAGCUCCAGCAGCAGGCGAUGAGCGACGAGAGUAAGCGGAGGCGCACCUCUGCCGUCACUUCUGACGGUAACAACGGACAAAUGAACAACAUGACUCCCCAGCGGCACAGUACCAUGCCGCUCUCAUCCUCCAACGGUCAACAGCAGCACCUCAUCCAGCAAACGCCGCCGAACAACUGGAUGCAGAUGCAGGCCCACGCCGCUAGCUUGAAUAGCUCGGCAACCUCUAGCCGAUUGACCGAAACGCCAAGUUCGGUCAACAACUCGUCCAUAUCAACGUCUAUCUACAGCAGCGGUGGCUCGGCGUCGACUGACAGCCAUGGCAGGCCGCGACGACGAUCCCUUGCCGGCGAUCGGUCCAGCGAGAUUGCCAGUCUCACGGCGGGCCUCACCAUUCCUUCUCUGGGCUCUCAGCGCUCUCUGGGCGACUCUCUCUCGUCUUCUUCACCGUCGGAUGAGAACACACCCCAGCCUCCCAAGAGCGCACCCCCGGAUGCUUCGGCCAAUGCCAUGCAAAUGGCCCAGGCUCAAGCUCAGGCUCAGGCCCAAGCACAGGCGCAGCUUCGACAACGCCAGCAACAGCAACAGCAGCAGCAGCAGCAGCACGGAGGAGCUCAACAGAUGGGACCACCUUCGAGGCUUCCGAAGAUGGAGCGGAGCGAUAGCAAGUCGGAGAAGGGAAAGGGGCCUGACGUGUGGCCAGAUGACGUCGAAGUCGCCUUUUGGGAGGCUCUCCGGCUCAUUCCCAAGCUGGGCCGUCGCAAGGUUUUGGUGCACGGAAAGCCUUGCGGUCGCAAUGAGCUGAUUGCCGACUACAUCGAGCGCAAGACCAACAAGGUUCGGACAAGGAAGCAAGUUUCGAGUCACAUCCAAGUCCUCAAGAACAUCAAGAAGGGUGAUCCUGAAUUCCAGCAGCUCAUCGCCGAGCCUACCAGCGAAGAAGACUUUUACAUUCCCGCUGGCGGCAUGAUGUAUGCGCAGACGCUGGCCGGGUACGGCUACGGUGGCCUCGGUGGUCCUAAUGCGGCCUUUGCCCCAGACAAUGCCAGCGCUUCGCUCUUCUCGCCUUAUCCGACGUCCAUGCAAAGCCCCCUGCCGACGUCACAGUCCACUGGGCCCUCGCCGCUCUUCAACAGCGGUGGCUAUAAUCUUGGUCCCGAGGCAUACCAGGCUCCCCUGUCUGCCGGCAUCACCUCGGCUUUCAACAACCUGCACUUGCCCUCACCCGGUCCAGGGUCAGCACCAGCCGACCCCAAGGCAGCCAUGUCGACGGUAUGCCCCAUCCUGCCAGCCUCCUUCAGCAUGUGGGUUCACUGCUCCAACAGUGACGAUAAGCACAUCUACACGUGCCUCGACCGCAACAGCAUGGCGUCUUGCGCUCAGAGCAAUGCGCCUUUGCCUCGCCUGCCGCUUGACUCAGUCCGUGUCGGCGCUUUCCGCUUCCCAAGGCUGGCAGAGAUGUACCAUCGGCUUCCAUGCCAGUUUCUCCACGUCCAUGUUCCUCUCUCAGUUCCAAGAUCCGACGUUCUGCUGCCGAGGUACGACCACUUUAACACGCAACUCUCUCUGACUAGCCACCAGAGCUCGAAGUUGACGAGCGUGACAAGUGUCUACUCGCACGGAAAGCGCGUCCUUUCCCUCGUUGAGCCCCUUGAUGCUCCACGCCGUAUCUCGGGUCGUCCCUCGAACUCCUCAUCGACUGUAAUGACGCCCAGCCAAGGUCAAGAGACGGGCGCAGGCGCUGCGAAGGAGUCGCAGGCGAUGUCCCCCAUGCCCAGUUCCGAGGGAGGCGCGGCGUCCUCGGCCAGGCACCGUUACUGGCACCAGGCGCCAUUCGCCACCGACUUCUGGGCCGACUUUUUGAGCCGUAACCAUCCCUACAAUUCGCGUGACAGCAUUCAAUCGUUUGGCAAGGAGCCCAGCGAGCGAGCGGCACUGGGCAUGGCCGUCUCGGGCGUCACAAUCAUUCAAGAGUUUGUCGUCGCGGGCGACGACAAUGCUACGCAACAAGGAGAGGCAGCGACAGCCGCGGCGGCAUCGAACGCAGGUGCUCAUCUGCUCAACGAAAGCGCUUCCUCUCACGUCAGCCCCGGAAGCCUCAUGGGCGACGUCGUCCUUGUGGUAGCUUGGGACCUCGAAUGCGUCGAGGCCCUCGGCGGCAAGCCAGGCACACCUACUGUCUCGGUCCUCACGGCUUCCAAGUUGUCGCCUUCCCCCCGUGGCGGCCAGAUGCUCUUGCCGGCGCCCCACAAUGUCGAUCACAACAGCAUCGCCAACAGCCCUAGGCCUCAGGGCGGCCAGAUGCUGUUCUCGGCCGGACCAUCGCCGAUGCCCCAGCAGCAGACGAUGCAGACGAUGCAAGCGAUGCAGCAGACGGCGCAGCAGCAGCAGCAGCAGCAACAGAUGGGCAAUGUUCAGGCUCCAACGCUGCUUCGCAAGCGUGGACAGUCAGCCAACAAGCCCCUGACGGUGUUGAUUCCUCCUGUUCCAUCAUACCUCAACAACGGAUCAUCGGGCACUCCCUCGCCUGCGCCUUCGACGCACAACCCUACUUCGUGGGGCGCAAUGCAGCAGCGUGCGAUGCAGACGCCCAUCACGCCUUUCCCGCAGCUGGUGCACACGCCCAGCGACCCGCCUCCGAUGGCAAACGAAGACGAGGCAAAGAUGCAGCGCGAGCGCCUGACUCGCGCAUGGGCCUCGCAGGCCCCAGCAUCUGCUGGCAUGCUCUCGCACGACCUCCACUCGCCCCUGGACAUGACGUUCCAGCAGGCUCACCAGGCUCAACACACGAACCUGAUGAACAACGGUGCGUUCCAGUCUUACUCGGAUGGAGAAGACGUGGACGCGCCCUCGGCCCUGGGCAUCACGGGGCUCUCCUCGAGCCAAGGCAGCGGCGUCGGAGGCGAUGGCAAUGGGUCAGGCUUCCUCGGCGUCUCUCACAACAACGGCAGCAUGCCCCUACUCUCGCCCGUGCACUUUGAGCACCAUUCCCACAGCAUCCAGUCUCGGCAGAACUCGAUGGGAUCGGCGAUGGAGCCAAGCUCGUCGGCUUCGUCGGCCUUUAGCCUCCAGGUUCCCCAAUUCAACUCGUUGAAUGCUGGGGGACCGCCGAGCGGAUUCUUGGGGUCUGGCUCAUGCUCUUCCUCGGCCUCCUCGCCUGGUUUGAAUGGCCACAUGCCACAAAUGCAGCACAACCAGCAGCACCUCGGCCAACAGGCUCACGAUCCGAUGGGCAUGGCAGACGCCGACCAGCUCAACACGCAAGAAUGGAUGGACCAGCUCCUUCUCAGUGUUGGCGUCACUGUCAAUGACCAGCGAUGA